Messenger RNA from Mauremys mutica (yellowpond turtle), 3891 nucleotides. RefSeq names its product Meis homeobox 2 (gene MEIS2). The transcript is spliced from 13 exons. NCBI's taxonomy places the organism in Eukaryota, Metazoa, Chordata, Testudines, Geoemydidae. The record is from RefSeq and is a predicted model, not a curated record. The coding region runs from base 1183 to 2739 and encodes 518 amino acids. Gene Ontology annotation, biological process: animal organ morphogenesis; positive regulation of transcription by RNA polymerase II; embryonic pattern specification. Gene Ontology annotation, molecular function: RNA polymerase II cis-regulatory region sequence-specific DNA binding; DNA-binding transcription activator activity, RNA polymerase II-specific.
GUUGUAGGACUGGCUAUGGCCACCACUACUUCCGGGUUCCGUCAUUUCAUUCUCCCGCCGAUCAGCGCUGCAAAACUGAGCCUCUUCUAUAAGCCAGCCAGCAGCCAACCUGCCAACACUUACUGACACUCACUCAUCUCAGGGAGAGAGAGAGAGAGACAAAAUACCUACCAGGAAAAAAGAGAGGGGAGGGGGGAAGUCCAGGUUUUGCAAACUAUUCAAUUUUUCUUCGCAUCUUUCCCCACCCCCCUUCCUAGUACUUAAAAAAAAUCCCAAUAGCGAUCCUAAAAGGCAAAACCCAAACGCGGAGUUACUGGAAGAAGAAACCGGGGUUAAAAAGAUUCCUCCUCUCUUCUUCAUCAUCAUCAACCAUCGUUCAUUCACUACCUUGACAUUCCCUGGCUUUGAUUGACAGCUGGAGUGGCAAAAAGCCAUGAGACACGACAGUUUGGUUACAUGUGGGUUGCUGACGGGCCGAUCGUAACCUUCAGUUUGGGGGCUUGACAAUUUUUUUUUUUUUUGCUUAGAGAAAGAAAAAAGGAAAAAGAGAGAGAGAAAGAGAAAAAGGAAAGAGUGAGAGAGAAAAAAGAAGAAAUACACGAACAUCGUGGUUCUUGGCUGAUUAUUUUUAUUAUUAUUGUUAUUAUUAUUAUUUACCCAGACUGGAGAAUAGGCGAAGUCUUAAGUGGGUUGCCAAAAAAAGGAAUCUUCUUCACUGUAAAUCACUUUCUUUUCUGGACUGGGAUAUUAAAUAUACGACACAUCCAGGAGUUUAUUGGAGCGCAGACUGAUGGCGCAAAGGUUUCCUUGUUAGGGUUUCUUCUUCCUUGAUUGAAGCGGACCUCCCCCCCCCCCUUGUACCUCUUCCCCUCCUCACGCGGCCCCCCUCCUUCCCCAACCCUUGAUAGCCUCUGCUCUUUAUUUUAUUUUAUUUCAUUUUGUAUAACUCUCCCUCCGUUGUGGCUGUUCCUGUUUGGUUUUGCUGUGUUGUGGUCUGUCUGGGUGCUUUACUCUCUUCUGACUUUUGUUGUUGUUGUUUGUUUUUUUUUGUUUUUUUUUGUUUUUUCCUCCUCCUCUUCCUCCUCCUUCUUUUUCUUCUUCUUCUCUCUCUCUCUCUCUCUCUCUCUCUCUCUCUCCUGGCCCAUUUUUUGACAGUACGAUGAGCUGCCCCAUUACGGCGGGAUGGACGGAGUAGGGGUGCCGGCUUCCAUGUACGGAGACCCUCACGCUCCCCGGCCGAUCCCCCCGGUUCACCACCUGAACCAUGGGCCGCCGCUACACGCCAGCCAGCACUAUGGAGCGCACGCCCCGCACCCCAAUGUCAUGCCAGCCGGCAUGGGAUCGGCUGUCAACGACGCCUUGAAGCGGGACAAGGAUGCGAUCUACGGGCACCCGUUGUUCCCCCUGUUAGCGCUGGUCUUUGAGAAGUGCGAGCUGGCGACCUGCACUCCCCGGGAGCCUGGUGUGGCCGGCGGGGAUGUCUGCUCCUCGGACUCUUUCAACGAGGACAUCGCGGUCUUCGCUAAACAGGUCCGCGCUGAAAAACCACUUUUUUCUUCAAACCCAGAGUUGGACAAUUUGAUGAUCCAAGCAAUACAAGUACUAAGGUUUCAUCUUUUGGAAUUAGAAAAGGUCCACGAGUUGUGCGAUAACUUUUGCCAUAGGUACAUUAGUUGUUUGAAAGGAAAAAUGCCAAUCGAUCUAGUUAUUGACGAAAGGGAUGGCAGCUCCAAAUCUGACCAUGAAGAACUCUCAGGAUCUUCCACAAAUUUAGCCGACCAUAACCCUUCAUCUUGGAGAGACCACGAUGAUGCAACCUCAACGCAUUCAGCAGGCACACCGGGGCCCUCCAGUGGGGGCCAUGCUUCCCAGAGUGGAGACAACAGCAGUGAGCAAGACUGCCAACCAAAUGAACACUUUAGGAGGAGGUGUAUAUAUAUGUCUGCAGCACCCAGAGGGUUAAUCCACCCCAUUGUGCAUAAGUGUUGGAGCUCUUAUGGGGAUGGUUUAGACAACAGCGUAGCCUCACCUGGUACAGGGGACGAUGAUGAUCCAGACAAGGACAAAAAACGUCAGAAGAAAAGAGGCAUUUUUCCCAAAGUAGCAACAAAUAUCAUGAGAGCGUGGCUUUUCCAGCAUCUCACACAUCCAUAUCCUUCAGAGGAGCAGAAGAAACAGUUAGCCCAAGACACAGGACUUACAAUUCUACAAGUAAACAACUGGUUUAUUAAUGCCAGAAGAAGAAUAGUACAGCCUAUGAUUGACCAGUCAAAUCGAGCAGGCAAGUUCCAAGUAGUAUCUGUAUUCAAGUCCCACAGGCGCAAAUCCUCAUCAAGUUAUUCUUCAGGAGUCCCAUCACCUGUGAGCCAAGGAGCAGCAUAUAGUCCAGAGGGUCAGCCAAUGGGAAGCUUUGUAUUGGAUGGUCAGCAACACAUGGGAAUCCGGCCCGCAGGUUUGCAAGGCAUGCCAGGGGACUGCGUCUCUCAGGGUGGUCCUAUGGGUAUGAGUAUGGCACAGCCAAGUUACACUCCUCCCCAGAUGACCCCACACCCUACUCAGUUAAGACAUGGACCCCAAAUCCAUUCAUAUUUGUCAAGUCACCCCCAUCACCCAGCCAUGAUGAUGCACGGCGGACCCCCUACCCACCCUGGAAUGACCAUGUCAGCACAGAGCCCCACAAUGUUAAAUUCUGUAGACCCCAGUGUUGGUGGACAGGUUAUGGACAUUCAUGCCCAAUAGUAUAAGGGAACUCAAGGGAAAAAAACAAAAACAAACAAAAAAUCAAACCUAUUUUAAGACUUUUGAACUUUGACCAGAUAUUGACACUUAAAACGAAAUUCCAGACAGCUGUGAUUAUUUUUUACUUUUGUCAUUUUUCAUCAACAACAGAGGACCAAUGAGAAAAGAACAGAAAUGUGAAAUCAUGGGCUCACUGAAACAAUUAUGUCCAUGUAAAGAUCCUCUGAGGGGAAAAAAACAAAAAACAAACAAAAAAGACUCCAAGAGUUAUAACUACUGUAGUAUAAACAUAGGAACUAAGUUAACUUGUACAUUUCUGUUGAUCACUCCGUUAUGUUGCCUCAAAUAGUUUUAGAAGAAAAAAAAAUCCUUGUUUUCCACACUAUGUGUGUUGUUCCCAAAAGAAUGACUGUUUUGGUUCACCAGUGAAGUCACUAUCCAUGAAAGACUACAGUAUAUUUCAGACCAGUUUUGGCCAGUGAAAAAAGAAUUACCCUGGAGAUGAAGAUGAAAAGCCUUGCUGGGUCUCUCAUCACUCAGAAGACAGUUCCAAGAAGGCCUUGCCAUCCCCUGGUUUUGUUCCUUCAUAAAUGUGUCCUUUAGUUUCAAACAGAUCUUUAUAGUUUGUGCUUCAAAAAACCAUUUUUUGGACUCUUCUUCAAAGAGCUUGCAGGUGAAAAUUUAAAAGACAGAGCAGGAGCUUCUUCCAGUGGUUCUGAGCCUUGGCUUUGGACAAAACAAAACUAAAAGUUGGGCAGCUUUCCUCAAUGAAAGAAGUUACUAAUGGUCUUUGCACCAAACCUAGAACUUUAUCAUGAACUCAAAGCUUGGGAAAAAAGCAAGAGAAUACUGUAACAAACUUCGUACAGAGUUCGGUCUAUUAAUUGUUUCAUGUUAGAUAUUCUAUGUGUUUACCUCAAUUGAAAAAGAAAAAAAAAAGAAUGUUUUGCUAGUAUCAGAUCUGCUGUGGAAUUGGUAUUGUAUGUCCAUGAAUUCUUCCUUUCUCAGCACGUGUUCCUCACUAGAAGAAAAUGCUGUUACCUUUAAGCUUUGUCAAAAUUUACAUUAAAAUACUUGUAUGAGGACUGUGACGUUAUGUUUAAAAAAAAGGUGUUAAGUCACAAAAUGCGGUAAUAAAUAUUUCAUUUUUGA